AAACAUCUUCAUUGUGUUAACAUAUAAAGACUGAGAAAAGUAGGCAUUAAAGCAUCAUUUCAUUUCGGUUUUUUGAUAUCUUUAGCUUUUGCAUUCUAAAAUGGCAUCUCCUCCUUCCCUGCAUAUUCCUAUUAGGACUGUUAGUUUACCAUCUAGAGAACACCCCAUUUUGCAUAAAUUUGAUGCAGUACUUAAUCACUUAAAAACAUGGCAGAUAUUAUCAGAAUCAGAAACAGCACCUUUCGGAGCGGAGAGUAUCCAAAUAGGCCUAGUUGGUCUUGCAGAGUUGUAUAACUAUGUUGAUGAAAUUAUUCUUACUCCGCAUUCUCAACAAGCUAUUUUUCGCUAUCGAAGUGGAAAGCUAGUAGAAGAUGCUCUUGAUGGGUCAUUGACAUUGCUAGAUACAUGUAGUAUUGCGAAGGAAAUAAUUGUAAUGAUAAAGCAACAUGUUUUAACCCUUCAAUCCGCUUUUCGCCGCAGAAAUUCAAGCAUUGGAAGUAAUAUUCAUACAUAUAUUCAUUCAAGGAAGAAUGUACAAAAAGAAAUCUCCAUUUGCCUUGGAGCAUUGAAGAAAUUAGAAACCAAAGUUGGGUGCUUUACCUUUUCUGAUGCAGAUCAACCUGUAAUGGAGGUUGCAAGAGUUAUAAGAGAAGCAAGCAAUAUCACUAUAUCCAUUUUUAGAUCACUUUUGCUUUUCUUAUCAAUGCCUGUAAUGAAGACAAAAGUUGGAUGGUCAUUAGUUUCAAAGUUAAUGCCUUCAAGAAUGUCAUCUUCAAGAAAAGGACAAAUGGUUAUUAAUGAAGUCAAGAGUUUAGAUCUCUCUCUUUUCUAUCUGAGUGAGCAUUUAGGAGCCAACAAUUCAAAAGAUGAAAUGAAAAAGAUACAGAAAAUGUUGGAGACUCUAAAUCUUAGUCUUGAUAGCCUUGAGGCUGAAUUAGAAUGUAUGUCUAGGUGUUUAGUACAAAAUAGAGUCUCUUUACUUAACAUUCUCACCCAGUAGUGAUUGGUACUGAAAUUUUGUAUAUCACAAAUUGAUGAUGGCAUAUAUCCAUAUUUUAGAGGGUUUGCUGUUCUUCAAAAUCUCAACUUGUACAAAUUGAACUAAUAAUUUUAAAGAUUUCUAUUGUUGCCAAUUUUUUGGU
Molecule: messenger RNA, 1142 nt
Organism: Jatropha curcas
Lineage: Eukaryota; Viridiplantae; Streptophyta; Magnoliopsida; Malpighiales; Euphorbiaceae
Biological process (GO): root development; shoot system development
Source: RefSeq, a predicted model, not a curated record